AUGAAUCAGGAAGUCAAUAAAAUCUCCAACCAGUUCUCCAAAACACUCAAACUAGUUGACGAAAAGUUUAUCAAGAGUGGCAAGUUGGAGUGGAGGCAGAUAAGACGUACUCCCCAAUUUUGGAAGCAAAAACUUAACUAUCCAGGAAACUCAUACACAAGUGAUGAAGAGUUCAAUGCCAUGGAGUCACAAUUUAAGGCUCAGGAGAUCCAUUUGAAGGAAUUAUUGGAAGAAUUGAAGGAUUUUGCAAAGACUACUUUGGAGUUAUUGAAAGGGUCGGAGCUAGUUGCGCAUGGGUUUCAGGAUAUAAUCGACCCAUAUAGUAACUUUAAAAAUUCAGCAGACACUAUUGAUGAAGCUUACAAUUCUUGGACCAGGAUAAGUACUUACAAACAUCACAUUCAGUCUAUAAAUUUUGCUAGCCAAAUAAAUCUGUUCAUCAAUAACGACUAUAAAAAAUUAGAGGAAGUGGGCUGCAUAUCGAAAUUAGUUUCGAAAAAAAUUAAUUCAAGACACGUAUUCUUGUUGGACUAUGAUAAGCUAUACAACGAGUAUGAGGUGCUAUGUGAAAAGCAAGAGCGGAACGAACUCUCUUUGAAACAAAGUAACAGUAUUUACUCGAUCAAGCGGAAAUUGGACGACAGCAAGGUUAAGUACGAGAGUAUCAACGCAUGCCUAAAGUCGAACCUCCCAAAGUUUUUAUAUAAUGUACAAGAGGUGAUCAAUGUGUUGCAGAUUAAAUUCCAGGUAUUGAAUGACGAUUUUUUUAGGUUGCUUGUAGCAAAUUUGCAAAUGGUGCAGUCGAUUGAAGAUAUCAGUACCAUCACAUUUUGUUUCAAAGAGAGAAAUGAGCCUCUCUUUUCUGAAAUAGAGCAACUUUCAAUUAUCACGAUCAACCACGCUGUUGACUAUUCGAAAUCGGUACCAGAGGCGGAUUUGGGUUUCUGCUACGCACUAUAUGAUUUUAAUGGUGUGGAACCUGGAGACUUAUCCUUCAAGAGGGGCAACAGAAUUAGGAUCUUGGAGAGAACAGGAUCCUGGUGGGUAGGAGAAAUAAUGGGCCAACAUGGCUCAUUUCCUGCAAAUUAUGUAAAGCUCGAAUAA
Molecule: messenger RNA, 1104 nt
Organism: Lodderomyces margitis
Lineage: Eukaryota; Fungi; Ascomycota; Pichiomycetes; Serinales; Debaryomycetaceae
Exons: 1
Coding region: 1-1104 (367 amino acids)
Biological process (GO): actin cortical patch localization; plasma membrane tubulation; endocytosis
Cellular component (GO): mating projection tip; Rvs161p-Rvs167p complex; medial cortex
Molecular function (GO): protein binding; lipid binding
Source: RefSeq, a predicted model, not a curated record